This is a messenger RNA of Xiphophorus maculatus (southern platyfish), 891 nucleotides long. RefSeq names its product thiamin pyrophosphokinase 1 (gene tpk1). NCBI's taxonomy places the organism in Eukaryota, Metazoa, Chordata, Actinopteri, Cyprinodontiformes, Poeciliidae. The transcript has 5 exons. Bases 1 to 855 code for a protein of 284 amino acids. Gene Ontology annotation, biological process: thiamine metabolic process; thiamine diphosphate biosynthetic process. Gene Ontology annotation, molecular function: thiamine binding; thiamine diphosphokinase activity; ATP binding. The record is from RefSeq and is a predicted model, not a curated record.
AUGUUUGCUUUGGUGUGCUUUUCCAUCAAUCUUUACAUCUGCCGCAAGCCCUGUGAGCUUGACAGGGCCAGGCUCAGCGCCACAGAGAAUCACCCUGUCAGUUUCCAUGUCUCAGCAUCUUCCCCCGGCGGCGUCACUCUUCUCCCUCGCUGCACAGAUCAAAGAACUGACACAUGCCCCAAUGUUGUCUCUCCCCUUUUCCCUUAUAUCUCUGACUUGCACUCUUUCUCAAUCUUAACCCUCUUCCUCUGUCACUCACCAUCUCUUUCUGUCCUUACGUCCAGCUUUCUUCCUGACUACAUCAGUGGGGAUUUUGAUUCCAUUACACCAGAGGUUAAAGCUUUCUAUGCAGACAAGGGGUGCAAGCUCAUAGAAACAGCUGACCAAGAUCUAACUGACUACACCAAAUGUCUUGUAAAAAUGCUGGAAGAGAUACAGACACGGAAGCUGCAGGUGGACACCAUAGUGACACUGGGUGGGCUAGCAGGGAGAUUUGACCAAACCAUGGCAUCGGUUGAGACGCUCUUUCAUGCUCAGUCCAUGACACAGCUACCUGUUUUGAUCAUACAGGAAACAAGCUUGGCAUGCUUACUCAGACCCGGCAACCACAGACUCGGGGUAAACACCAGCCUGGAGGGAGAGUGGUGCAGCCUCAUUCCUGUAGGUGGACCCUGCCAAACAGUCACCACAGGACUCAAAUGGAACCUGGAUAAACAGGUCCUGCAGUUUGGGAAGCUUGUGAGCACCUCCAACACCUAUGAACCCACAGCACCAAGGAGCCCCAGGAAGCCUGUGACUGUGACCACAGACCAGCCUCUGCUUUGGAGCAUGGGCAUCCACAUUAAUGAGAAAUAACAGACUGUUCCGUCAGAAGUAACUACCUUUUGUUUU